GGCCUUCAGUGACCCCUUCAGCACCGAGGCGAAGCCGAGGAUCCUGCUCAUGGGCCUGAGGAGAAGCGGCAAGUCGUCCAUCCAGAAGGUUGUCUUUCACAAAAUGUCUCCCAGCGAGACACUGUUCUUGGAGAGCACGAACAAGAUCUGCCGGGAAGAUGUUUCCAACAGCUCCUUUGUGAAUUUUCAGAUUUGGGACUUCCCAGGACAGAUUGACUUUUUUGACCCUACAUUUGACUAUGAGAUGAUCUUCCGGGGAACAGGAGCGCUGAUAUUUGUCAUAGACUCCCAGGACGAUUACAUGGAAGCCCUGGCCAGGCUGCACCUCACAGUGACCAGGGCCUACAAAGUGAACACUGACAUCAAUUUCGAGGUGUUUAUCCAUAAAGUGGAUGGUCUGUCCGAUGACCACAAAAUUGAAACCCAAAGAGAUAUUCACCAGCGGGCAAACGACGACCUCGCAGAUGCUGGAUUAGAAAAAAUUCACCUCAGCUUUUAUCUGACAAGCAUAUAUGAUCAUUCAAUAUUUGAAGCUUUUAGCAAAGUGGUUCAGAAACUAAUUCCACAACUCCCCACCCUGGAGAAUUUGCUAAACAUCUUUAUCUCAAAUUCUGGAAUUGAAAAGGCAUUUCUAUUUGAUGUGGUCAGUAAAAUUUAUAUUGCAACUGAUAGUACCCCAGUAGAUAUGCAAACCUAUGAGCUGUGCUGUGAUAUGAUCGAUGUGGUUAUUGACAUCUCUUGUAUUUAUGGUCUCAAAGAAGAUGGAGCAGGAACCCCUUAUGACAAGGAAUCAACAGCCAUUAUAAAGCUGAAUAAUACCACAGUUCUUUAUUUAAAAGAGGUGACAAAGUUCCUGGCUCUUGUUUGCUUUGUCAGAGAGGAAAGCUUUGAAAGAAAAGGGCUUAUUGACUAUAAUUUUCAUUGCUUCCGGAAGGCCAUCCAUGAAGUUUUUGAGGUGAGAAUGAAAGUGGUGAAAUCGCGAAAGGUUCAGAACCAGCUGCAGAAGAAAAAAGGAGCCACCCCCAAUGGGACCCCUAGAGUGCUGCUGUAGGUGAGGUUUCAGGAACAUCUUUGGAAAUCAGACCUUUCAGUGAGGCUGCUGCACUGGGUUGCACUAAACGAAGAGGAAGAAGGGCAUUGGGACACAUAAAUUUGUUGUGUAAAAAAAAAAAUUCCUGCGACCCUCUUGAUUUUUUCUUUUUUAAAUAAAGCAAGCACUUUGAAGCAAAAACUUGUAUAUUAACAAUGAAGUUAAAUCCACUGUAAUUUCAUGACACAAAUGUAAACUUUUAUGGUCUGUAGUCAGAAAAAUCCUGUGUGAGAACUGCCAGGAACUGUAUAUAUUUUGCACUUUUUCAUUGAACUAAACUUUGAUAAAACAACUUUUCUAAGCUUUUUCUGUACUUGGUGUGAAGGAUAUGCAUACUGUAGUCCUUAGCUAUAUGGCAAUCAGAAAUUAAUCAAAAAGUAAUGCAUUAGCAAUGACUUUUUAUACAUUUGGGAAUCUUUGCUACCAAUCGUUGAGAAAAAAAAUCAUUUUCCAGUGGAGAUGGAACAGAUUGGGGCAGCAAGCUGCAGGAGCAAUAAGAACUGUCCUUUAUUUAUAACUAGUGUAAACAGGAGUUUUGAUGAAUAAUCUUAGCAUCAAACUUAUUUAAACGUUUCUAUAGCUGUGGCUGUGCUUCCCUACUCAACAGUUUUUACAAAGCUCUUUACCUCAACACACAUCUCUAUAAUCAUUUUCUACAGAGACGUUGUUUCUUUUAGCUGUAUUACCGUGAUUUAGAACCUUUGGGACCAGAUUUCCAAAAUGGUGCCAAUCACUGGAGACAAAUAAGAAUGUCAGUGAAUUGCAAGGACUCUGGAGGCUUUUUUGUACCUGCCACCCCAGGCUAAAGUAACAUCAGAAGACACGUGGUUUCCCAAAUGUAGGUGAUUGGCCACUGCAGAUAUAAAAAUAUAUAUACAAUUCUGUAUGUUUGGCCCUUGCGAAAUGGGCCUGUGCAACAUUUGAAAUGUUUAUUUAGGACCAGCUAUUUUUAUUGCUCCAUGAUCACAGAAAAUGUCUCAGAUCUCUACCAUAGAGCUGAAUCCUGUUGGGCACACUUGUUACCUCUGAGUGACAGUGUGCCUUGUAGACUCUGCCUGUUCCCACCUUAUGAUUGAACUAGAGCUCAGCUUACCAGCAGCCUGCUCUGCACAGCUGAAAACACCCCAAAGUCAGUGGGAAGGUGAUGGCCAGAGGAGGUGUUACAGUUAGCUAUGUAUUUGUUUCUAUGGAAUUCUUUCACUUAUGUUUACUUUAGACUAAUAGUAAGUUAAGAGACUCCUAAAUCUACCCCCAUCCCAAAUCAUUCCAAGUAGAUAAUUCUAGGUCCAUCCCAAGGGUCAGUGCCUAAGGCAUGUUUGUGGGUAUUAGAAAAUAAUAUUUUUUUCUUUUAGCAGAGGCUCAUAGGGAUAUCAAAGCUGCUCCUAGCAAAAUGUAUCAAGUUCCUAAAGCAACUUGUCCUUGAAAUUAUCCCACUUCUAUCUGUGGCUCCUUUCUAUCCCCUCUCCUUCCUUUCCUCAAGUCCUAUUCCUUUGAGGCUGGUAACUGCAGUUCAAAAUGGUAGCUGAUUGGGGUUUAAGGUUUGAACUCUCCCAAGAAGCUGUGCAUUUUGGAAGAAAACUUCUAAAAAUCAUGAAGGAGCCCUAACUCCCUUCCUUAUCAUUUUUGCUCAGAAACCUGGGUAAGUAGGAACCCAGGGUUCCAGGGAAGUCUUUUCUCUAAUUUCCAGACCUAUACCCUGUUGAACCUUUGCCAACAGACCUGGUACAGGUGGGUUGUUAUUAUAAACCUAAUUCUCUAAUAUUUUUACACAAUGUUUCUUUUUGAGUAAACAAAUAAAGAAUUGCUUUUCUAAUGUGAUUUUAUCCUCAAGAUAGAAACAUUUGUCUAUCUGAUAAAUCAUACGUUACAUAGGUAUAUAUGUAUAUUAUUGUAACCAGGUGGAGCUCCCAUUUUUGAGCUGGGUAUAUGAUGGGUUUUUUGUUAAAAUGUGCCUUAAGAGCCUAUUACUUCAAGAGCAAAUGAUUCUUUGGGGGAAAGGCAAAAUUAAUGCUGUGGCAUAAGGACCCAAGUUCAUGGUACUAAGUGAACUCUGAUUAAUCACACACUAAUAUAUAGAUUACUGCCUCAAACCUAUAAGCAUGGCAAUGACCUCUUAAAGAGAGAUGUAGGAGUUAUGUCUAAGCGUUCAGUUUUCGAAGUCUGUGCCAUUGAAAUUACAAAGUCUCUCAAUUCCUUUUGCAUUUUAUUUUUGAUAUGGGACUUAGCUUACUGUGACAUCUAUGGCCACAUUUAGGUCUCAGAUCCAAUGCUAUAAAUACAAAGCCCAACUACAUGGCUACAGUCACUGCUCUGGAACAUUUUUCUCAUUUUCAAAGGAUGAGAACUUGACCUACAGGUUUCUAGGGCAAUUAGAACUUCUACAUGGAGGUGAGACUCUCUGAAUUACCUAUCAUCUUUGCUUAUUUUCAGUUGUGUAGAUUAGUGUGUAUGACCAGGGUAGAGUGUUUUUGAAGGAAUAUAAAUAAAAAGCUGUUGACAUUCACAGACAGUGUUAUUUUCUGAACAUAAUAUAUUUUGGACCCUUACGUGUAAAAUGACUAAAAACAGCAAUAUUGUUAUAUACGGGUUAUAUGCUAAUUCUGUUUGAAAUAUACUCCAGAAAAGCAGCCAACUGUCUUGAUUAUUAAAGUAUGGUAUGCAUUCAACUUAUAUGGACUGGGUGUAGUUUAUAAUCAGGUAUAACACUAAGUUUUACUUUAAGUGAUACAUCUUUUAUAACUGUUGUUAAACCAUUGCUUUCACAAAUGUUAACCGCCAAUUUAAAAGCUUGUGUAUACACUCAUGAUAUGCUAAGCUCUUGUUUUAUUUUAAGCAUACUCAUAAACUAAUCUUUCAGGGAGCAGAAUGGUCUCUUUGGUGAAAAGGAAAUAUGGUCUUUCAUAUUUGUGAGGUUGUUUACUGUACACACAUAUUACUGCUUUAUUGGCCCUGUUUGGUCCCUUUAGUAAAAUGUGUUUGUCCUGAUUAACCAGCUUUCAUUUUGUGAAAAUGAGGAUAAAUCACUCUAUUUAAAUUGGAUUUGCACUUUUCUUUUUAUUAUUUUAAACCUUCUUAUCUCUUUAUAUUUUUUAUGGCAACAUGCCUGUUUGGACUAUAGAACUGUUAUUUCAGUAAACUUCAGAUAUUAAUUCUG
This is a messenger RNA of Miniopterus natalensis, 4244 nucleotides long. The record is from RefSeq and is a predicted model, not a curated record. NCBI's taxonomy places the organism in Eukaryota, Metazoa, Chordata, Mammalia, Chiroptera, Miniopteridae.